UCACAUAUGAAACACUUCUUUUUCUGUUGACUACUUCUGUGUCUGUCUCUUUGAAUAUUGUGCCAAAAAUCCAGAGAGAGAGAGAGAGAGAGAGAAAUGGAGGGUGGGAAUGGGAAGAGAGCACAAGAAGAACCAGGCCCUUCUUCUGCUUCUGUUUUUGAUGCAAGCAAACAAGAAAUGACUGAAAAACUGAGUGAAGUUUUUGAUGAUGGUAGGGAAGAGGUGGAAGAGGAAGAGGAAGAGGAAGAUGAAGUUGAAGGCGUUGGGGAUCAUAAAAAUGGUGUCUUUGUUCCUGGUCCUCUUGUUUCUCUCAAGGAGCAGAUCGAAAGGGACAAGGAGGACGAAAGCCUGAGGAGGUGGAAGGAGAAGCUGUUAGGUUGCUUGGAAAGUGAUUUAGAAGAUCAAUUGGAGCCUGAAGUAAAAUUCCUCUCCAUUGGAAUUCUCUCUGAGGAUUUUGGUGAAAUAGUUACUCCUUUACCUGUGGAUGAAAAUCAGAAUGGUCGUACUCUGUUCACUCUCAGGGAGGGGUCUCGCUAUCAGCUUAAGCUUAAAUUUAGUGUUCUGCACAACAUUGUGUCUGGCUUGACAUACUCCAACACUGUGUGGAAAGGAGGGCUUCAAGUUGAUCAGAGCAAAGGAAUGUUGGGUACUUUUGCUCCUCAAAAGGAACCAUAUGUAUAUACCUUGAAAGAGGACACCACUCCCUCUGGUGCACUUGCAAGGGGUGUUUACUCAGCUAAACUUAAGUUUGAAGAUGAUGACAGAAGGUGUUACAUGGAACUCAAAUAUUUGUUCGAGAUAAAAAAGAGCAGCUAGCCCGUGUUUUCUUGACAAGUUUUUAAUGCAUCAUUUUAUCUUUCUCCCAAGAUCCCUAGUUGUAUUCUUGAACAUAUUUGGUAAUGAUGCUACAGGUUUAUAUUUGCUUACUAAUACACAAAAGGGGCAAUGGGUUCUGUUGUGAACUUGUGUUGUGAUGGCUUAUUUUACGA
This is a messenger RNA of Gastrolobium bilobum, 989 nucleotides long. Its product is annotated as rho GDP-dissociation inhibitor 1-like. Gene Ontology annotation, molecular function: protein binding; Rho GDP-dissociation inhibitor activity. NCBI's taxonomy places the organism in Eukaryota, Viridiplantae, Streptophyta, Magnoliopsida, Fabales, Fabaceae. Gene Ontology annotation, biological process: Rho protein signal transduction. Gene Ontology annotation, cellular component: cytosol; cytoplasm; membrane. The record is from RefSeq and is a predicted model, not a curated record. The transcript has 5 exons. The coding region runs from base 97 to 816 and encodes 239 amino acids.